This is a messenger RNA of Paramecium tetraurelia, 1380 nucleotides long. RefSeq lists its product as uncharacterized. Gene Ontology annotation, biological process: Golgi organization. Gene Ontology annotation, molecular function: protein binding. NCBI's taxonomy places the organism in Eukaryota, Ciliophora, Oligohymenophorea, Peniculida, Parameciidae. Gene Ontology annotation, cellular component: Golgi apparatus. The record is from RefSeq and is a predicted model, not a curated record. The transcript has 4 exons.
AUGGGCAAUAAUUCCACGUAAAUUGGAAAUGGCUAUGGAUACAGAAUCAUAUCCAUAGAACCCAAUUCCUUUGGAUCCAACCUCAAUUUGGAAAUCUUUCUAGAUUAUAUCAUCCAAAUCAAGUCUGAUUCCCAAGUGAACGCUAUCAAAUUGUUGGAAAGUGAUGAACCCAUUGAGUUGUCUAUUUUUAAUAUCUUUUCAUUGGAGACCAGAAAAAUCUACAUCUCAGAGCCGCGAUCCACAAUGAAUUUGGGUCUUUUGAUCAGAUACGAAUCUAUAAAUCCAUUGAUUCUCCACAUCACCAAAGUAUUGAAAGGUAGUCCUGCAGAAUCAAGUGGGCUCAAAAGCAAUUAAGAUUAUCUCCUAGGAGUCAAAUCUCAUCGGUAUCAAACUAUUGAUGAAUUCUCAGAUAUCGUAACAGGAUAGGCAUAUUCGAAAUAAUCAAUUGAACUCUGCAUAUUUUCACCAUUAACUAAAAUGUCACCCAGAGUUGUAGUGUUAGACCCAAAGUAUAAUUGGGGCGGACCAGGAGCUAUAGGAUGUGAAUUUGCCUCUGGAGCUAUGCAUUCUUUUAACUUUUCUCAAUUGAUUAAAUCCUUAGAUAGUGAUGAAUCCAAGGAAGUGACAAAAAAUGAAGACUUCUAAUAAUAACUUAGUAAUGAAUCAAAUUAAUUUUAAUAAAUUGAAAAUUAGGAUAUUUUGAUAAACAAUUAAGAGAAUUUAUAAGCGGAGUUCAAAUAAUAAAUCCAAUUGGAAAAUAUUAAUGAUCCACAAGAACAUUCCAUUGAUAAAUCUUAAAGUUUAUCGAAUACAUAAAUUAGCGAAUCUAAAUUAAAUUGCAAACCAGACUUCUAGUAUUAAAAUGAAGAAAUUUCUAAUUUUGAAUAACAAUAAAUAAUCAAUUAAGUUGAAAUAUAAAAGUAAUAAAUUGUUCAAGACAACAGUACUGUAGCUGGUUUGGAUAAUCAAUAAUAAUAACAAUAACAUAAUGAAUAGAUUUAAUCUGAUAUUCCAUAAUCUGAAACUCAUUCUAAUUUAGGAUAAUAACAAUAGGAUGGUGAUAUAGAUGUAAAAUAAGAAUUUGAAGUCAAAUAAAUUAAUAAUGAAGAUAGUUCCUUAUAAUAACAAAAUGAUUAAUUAAACAAUUCCAAUUUGGAGGAGAAUAAAAGCGAGAUUAUAGGUAUAUUAAAAUUGUAUGUAAAAGCUUAACCUUAGGCAGAUGGCUCUUAAUAUGAGAAUGAUUCUAAACAAGUUGUUGUGAAAUAUGCUAACUAAUUGGUAUUUCAAUCCCCAAAGAGAGACAAAAAGUAUGUAGUGGAUAAAACUCUAUUAUUUGACAUCUAAUUUGAAGUACCAAAAUAUUAUGUAAAUAUUUAUUGA